Messenger RNA from Xyrauchen texanus (razorback sucker), 10333 nucleotides. Its product is annotated as neuroblast differentiation-associated protein AHNAK-like. Gene Ontology annotation, molecular function: oxidoreductase activity; protein binding. NCBI's taxonomy places the organism in Eukaryota, Metazoa, Chordata, Actinopteri, Cypriniformes, Catostomidae. The coding region runs from base 291 to 9374 and encodes 3027 amino acids. Gene Ontology annotation, biological process: regulation of RNA splicing. The record is from RefSeq and is a predicted model, not a curated record. Gene Ontology annotation, cellular component: cytoplasm; nucleus; costamere. The transcript has 7 exons.
AACGUGAAAAGGAGAGCGAACAAGCAAGUGUCAUGAAGUAAUAAAUUAAAACCAUAAAUAUAAAAACUCAAGUAAGCUUUCACGCCUCGAGUAAGAGAAAGAGAAAAGAGAAAGUACACGAAAAAGUUUAGAAGGUGUCUAAAAGGUUUGGGAGGAAAACUUUUCUGGGCUGUGGCAGAAAGAAGUGCACCUCGGAGGAUGCUUCGGCAAAGGUGUUGAAGUUUGUAGGAAAGAACGAGAGCUGACACGGUCCACAAUAGGGGACGAGUAAAUAAGAAACGCGUUUAGAGAUGGCUGACGAGCAGGACACAAGAGAAGUGCUUUUCCCACAGUGGAUGGGCCCUGAUAAACAUGGGCUAACCAUAGAGCAAAAAAAGCAAGGAGAGAUUUUUGUCAAAGAGGUGAAAGAAGAGUUCCCUUCUGCUCAUACUGGAGAAGUACAUAAAGGUGACCAAAUUGUGGGGGCCACCAUUUACUUCGACAACAUGAGCUCAGAGGAAACAGCUGAGCUACUGAAGACUUUGAACCAACAUAAAGUUGGGCUGAAAUUACAAAACAAGUCUGGAGACAAGUCACCUUGCCGCUCUCCAAUGGGGACAUUGUCAUGGGAAGGACGUGGAGGUUUAGGAGUCUCUAGUCCUGACAUUCUCUUGAGUGGGGAUGAUGAAGACUACAAGAGAAUAUAUUCUAAGAAGAUUAAACCCAGACUGAAGUCAGAGGAUCUUGCUGAGGGUGUUGAUGUGCGCACAGAACGCCACAGCAGCACAAGCAGUGAUGGUUGCACCAUUACUACAAUCACUCGCCGAAUAACUACAUACACUAUGGACAUGCCAGAGGGGACUGGCCAGCAAAUUGAUUACUCAAGUCCUGAGUUCAAAAUUCAGCCUGAGCAGUCAGAGGGGGAUCCUGCUCAAAUCAGAUUACCACAUGGCAGCCUUAUUAGCAGUGCACAUGGAGAUAUAAAAAUGGGGGACAUAUCUCUUGGAGGACCACAUGCCACUGGCUUCUAUGUAAAGCACUUCAGUACUGGCUCAACCAGCGAAUUAGAUAGUAGUGAGAGAGAAAUUGGAAUGAAUGUGUCAGACACUGGACCGUCAGAGAGAAAAGAACAGGGUGUGAUUGAACAUUCUGGAAGGACCAGAACUGCUACUGGCAGUGAUUGUCUCUCCAGCAAAUUAACCAUGGGGUUAGACAGAGGAGUGGGAUAUACUUCUGUUUCUCCAGUGAAAAUAGAUGCUAGAUUGAAAGAUUCAAAUAUGAUUGGAGAAACAGAGUUUGCUACAGUGCAGGGCCCUGUUUUAGACACUCGUGUUUCAGGUUUUUCAAUUAGUGGGUGUACAGAGGACAGUAACAUAUCGGGUAUCAGCAGAGAAUCUUUGUCUGCUGUGCUUAAGGAUGGGUCUGAAGCUAGUGGAUCAGUUGUCGACAACCUGGAAAGUCGUAGUGGAUUCAAGAGACCUCAUGCAAAAGUGCCAACAUUUGGGAUGAAAGAAUAUACCCUUGAAGAAUCUAAUCUAUCAGUAAAUUUUAAAAACAAAAAUCUUAAAGGUGUUGGUCAAAGUGGUUUGGACAUAACUGGGAAUCAGGAUGUGUCAGUUCCAAAGAUUAAGGUACUCCUAGAAUCAGAAUCAGCAGGAAUAAAAGGUUCUUAUAUGGACACAGAAAGUCAGGGGGGUAGAAUAGAAAUGCCAAAAAUCAAACUACCCACAUUUGAACUCAGAGGGCAACAAGUUCAGGGUGCUGAUAUUGAAGUAAAUUGUCCCAAAGCUAAUGUUGAAAUUACCCCACAAUAUAUGGACAUCAAGGGUCCAGAAAUUAACAUUGACGGACCUGAACAAGAGGUGAAAGGCUCAAAAUUCAAGGUUCCAUCCAUCUCUGGUCCAAAGAUUUUGAUGUCUAAUGUGGACAUGAAUCUUAAAGGGAAAAAACUGAAAGGAGAUGUUGAUGUGUCAGUUCCAAAAGUUGAAGCAGGUAUCACAGCACCAGAAAUUGAAAAUAAAAGCCAGGACAUUGAGGGUCCUGUGGAUGCAUUCAAGAUGCCAAAGAUCAAAAUGCCCUCAUUUGGAAUCAAAGGUCCAAAAGUUGAGGGCCCCGAAGUUGAUUUGAAAAUCUCCAAAGCUGAUGUUGAGAUGAAGGCACAAGAUAUUAAAGCGCCAGAGCUUGACAUAGAUGGACCUGAAGGAAAAAUCAAGAGCCCCAAAUUCAAGAUGCCAUCAAUCUCUGGUCCAAAGAUCUCAAUGCCAGAUGUGGAUUUCAACCUGAAAGGUCAGAAACUGAAAGGUGAUGUUGAUGUGUCAGCCCCAAAAAUUGAAGGAGAUAUUAAAGCUCCAAGGGUUGUAAUUGAAGGCCCAGACCUAGAAGGUCCUGAGGUUGGUUUUAAGAUGCCAAAGAUGAAAAUGCCCUCAUUUGGCCUAAAGGGUCCGAAGGUUGAGGGUCCUGAUGUUGAUGUGAAAAUGCCUAAAACUGAUUUUGAUGUGAAUAUCAAGGGCCCAGAGCUUGACAUUGAAGGACCUGAAGGAAAAAUCAAAGGUCACAGAUACAAGAUGCCUUCAAUCUCUGGUCCAAAGAUUUCUAUGCCAGAUAUGGAUUUCAAUUUGAAAGGCUCGAAACUGAAAGGUGAUGUUGAUGUGUCAGUUCCAAAAAUUGAAGGAGAUGUUAAAGCUCCAAGGGUUGUAAUUGAAGGCCCAGACCUAGAAGGUCCUGAGGGUGGUUUUAAGAUGCCAAAGAUGAAAAUGCCCUCAUUUGGCUGCAAGGGACCAAAUGUUGAUGUGAAAAUGCCUACAACUGAUCUUGAUGUGAAGGCACCAGAUAUGAAUAUCAAAGGUCCAGAGCUUGACAUUGAAGGACCUGAUGGAAAAAUCAAAGGCCCCAGAUACAAGAUGCCUUCAAUCUCUGGUCCUAAGAUUUCUAUGCCAGAUAUGGAUUUCAACCUAAAAGGUCAGAAACUGAAAGCUGAUGUUGAUGUGUCAGUAACAAAAAUGGAAGGAGAUAUUAAAGUUCCAAAGGUUGAAAUUGAAGGCCCAUACCUAGAAGGUCCUGAGGGGGAUUUUAAGAUGACAAAGAUGAAAAUGCCCUCAUUUGGCCUAAAGGGUUCAAAGGUUGAGGGUUCUGAUGUUGAUGUGAAAAUGCCUAAAACUGAUUUUGAUGUGAAGACACCAGAUGUGAAUAUCAAAGGUCCAGAGCUUGACAUUGAAGGACCUGAAGGAAAAAUCAAGGGCCCCAAAUUCAAGAUGCCUUCAAUCUCUGGUCCUAAGAUUUCUAUGCCAGAUGUGGAUUUCAACCUGAAAGGCCCAAAACUGAAAGGUGAUGUUGAUGUAUCAGUUCCAAAAAUUGAAGGAGAUAUUAAAGCUCCAAAGGUUGAAAUUGAAGGCCCAGACCUAGAAGGUCCUCAGGGUGGUUUUAAGAUGCCAAAGAUGAAAAUGCCCUCAUUUGGCUUCAAGGGUCCAAAUGUUGAGUGCCCUGAUGUUGACAUGAAAAUGCCUAAAACUGAUGUUGAUGUGAAGGCACCAGAUGUGAAUAUCAAAGGUCCAGAGCUUGACAUUGAAGGACCUGAAGGAAAAAUCAAGGACCCCAAAUUCAAGAUGCCUUCAAUUUCUGGUCCUAAGAUUUCUAUGCCAGAUAUGGAUUUCAAUUUGAAAGGCCCGAAACUGAAAGGUGAUGUUGAUGUAUCAGUUCCAAAAAUUGAAGGAGAUGUUAAAGCUCCAAGAUUUGAAAUUGAAGGCCCAGACCUUGAGGGUCCUGAGGGUGGUUUUAAGAUGCCAAAUAUGAAAAUGCCCUCAUUUGGCCUAAGGAGUCCAAAGGUUGAGGGUCCUGAUGUUGAUGUGAAAAUACCUAAAACUGAUUUUGAUGUGAAGACACCAGAUGUGAAUAUCAAGGGUCCAGAUCUUGACAUUGAAGGACCUGAAGGAAAAAUCAAGGGUCCCAAAUUCAAGAUGCCUUCCUUCUCUGGUCCAAGUAUCUCCAUGCCAGAUGUGGAUUUCAACCUGAAAGGCCCGAAACUGAAAGGUGAUGUUGAUGUAUCAGUUCCAAAAAUAGAAGGAGAUUUUAAAGCUCCAAAGGUUGAAAUUGAAGGCCCAGACCUAGAAUGUCCUCAGGGUGGUUUUAAGAUGCCAAAGAUGAAAAUGCCCUCAUUUGGCUUCAAGGGUCCAAAUGUUGAGUGCCCUGAUGUUGACAUGAAAAUGCCUAAAACUGAUGUUGAUGUGAAGGCACCAGAUGUGAAUAUCAAAGGUCCAGAGCUUGACAUUGAAGGACCUGAAGGAAAAAUCAAGGGCCCCAAAUUCAAGAUGCCUUCAAUCACUGGUCCAAAGAUCUCCAUGCCAGAUGUGGAUUUCAACCUGAAAGGCCCAAAACUGAAAGGUGAUGUUGAUGUAUCAGUUCCAAAAAUUGAAGGAGAUAUUAAAGCUCCAAAGGUUGAAAUUGAAGGCCCAGACCUAGAAGGUCCUCAGGGUGGUUUUAAGAUGCCAAAGAUGAAAAUGCCCUCAUUUGGCUUCAAGGGUCCAAAUGUUGAGUGCCCUGAUGUUGACAUGAAAAUGCCUAAAACUGAUGUUGAUGUGAAGGCACCAGAUGUGAAUAUCAAAGGUCCAGAGCUUGACAUUGAAGGACCUGAAGGAAAAAUCAAGGGCCCCAAAUUCAAGAUGCCUUCAAUCUCUGGUCCUAAGAUUUCUAUGCCAGAUAUGGAUUUCAACCUGAAAGGCCCGAAACUGAAAGGUGAUGUUGAUGUAUCAGUUCCAAAAAUUGAAGGAGAUGUUAAAGCUCCAAGAUUUGAAAUUGAAGGCCCAGACCUUGAGGGUCCUGAGGGUGGUUUUAAGAUGCCAAAGAUGAAAAUGCCCUCAUUUGGCCUAAGGAGUCCAAAGGUUGAGGGUCCUGAUGUUGAUGUGAAAAUACCUAAAACUGAUUUUGAUGUGAAGACACCAGAUGUGAAUAUCAAGGGUCCAGAUCUUGACAUUGAAGGACCUGAAGGAAAAAUCAAGGGUCCCAAAUUCAAGAUGCCUUCCUUCUCUGGUCCAAGUAUCUCCAUGCCAGAUGUGGAUUUCAACCUGAAAGGCCCGAAACUGAAAGGUGAUGUUGAUGUAUCAGUUCCAAAAAUAGAAGGAGAUUUUAAAGCUCCAAAGGUUGAAAUUGAAGGCCCAGACCUAGAAGGUCCUCAGGGUGGUUUUAAGAUGCCAAAGAUGAAAAUGCCCUCAUUUGGCAUCAAGGGUCCAAAUGUUGAGUGCCCUGAUGUUGACAUGAAAAUGCCUAAAACUGAUGUUGAUGUGAAGGCACCAGAUGUGAAUAUCAAAGGUCCAGAGCUUGACAUUGAAGGACCUGAAGGAAAAAUCAAGGGCCCCAAAUUCAAGAUGCCUUCAAUCUCUGGUCCUAAGAUUUCUAUGCCAGAUAUGGAUUUCAAUUUGAAAGGCCCGAAACUGAAAGGUGAUGUUGAUGUAUCAGUUCCAAAAAUUGAAGGAGAUAUUAAAGCUCCAAAGGUUGAAAUUGAAUGCCCAGACCUAGAAGGUCCUCAGGGUGGUUUUAAGAUGCCAAAGAUGAAAAUGCCGUCCGUUGGCUUCAAGGGUCCAAAAGUUGAGGGUCCUGAUGUUGAUGUGAAAAUGCCUAAAGCUGAUGUGAAGUUGCCAGAUAUGAAUAUCAAAGGUCCAGAACUUGACAUUGAAGGGCCUGAAGGAAAAAUCAAGGGCUCAGAAUUCAAGAUGCCUUCAAUCUCUGGUCCAAAUGUUUCUCUGCCAGAUUUGGAUAUCAACCUUAAAGGACCUAAACUCAAAGGAGAUGUUCAUCCAGAUUUUGAAGGUGUUGAUAUUGAAGAUUACAAGAUGAACAUUGAGUGCCCAAAUGCCGAAUUAGAUGUUCCGGAAGCGAGUGUGAAAAAAUCAAAGUUCAAAAUGCCCAAGUUUGGAUUUAAAGGGUCAAAGAUUGAAGCCCCUGAUUUUGAUGUCAAACUUCCCAAAAGAAGCAUCAAAGGCAAUGUUCAAAGCCCGGAUGUUGAUGUUUCAGCACCUAAUAUCAAAGCAAAAGGAUCCAAGUUUAAAAUGGCAUCAAUAGCCGGUCCAGAGUUUCCCUUACCUGAUGUAGACCUCAACUUAAAGGGGAAAAAAAUGAAAAGUCAAGCUGGAGUCAGUAUGGAGGGUGAUAUCAAUGUACCAAAAUUAGAUGUUGAAGGGAAAAGUCCAGAGGGAGGGUUUAAGAUGCCAACAUUUAAAAUGCCAAAAUUUGGAUUUAAGUCACUCAAAAGAAAUAUGCCUAGCAUUGAUUUAAGUGUACCUGGCAGUGAUGUCAGCAUAAAUUCACCAGACAUAGAAGUCAACUCUUCUGAUCUUGACAUUGAGGGACCUGAGGAAAAACUCAAGAGUCCCAAGCACAAAAUGCCUUCCUUAUCUGGUCCAAAUAUCUCUAUGCCAGAUGUAGACUUCAACCUAAAAAGCCCCAAAUUCAAAUCUGAUAAGGAUGUUUCUGGAUUGAAGUUUGAAGGGGACAUAGAGACUCCAAAAGUUGGCAUUGAAGGUCCUGAUGUUAAUAUAGAGGGUCCUGAAGAUGGCUUCAAGAUGCCUAAAUUCAAAAUACCUUCAUUUGGACUCAAGGGUCCUAAAGUGGAGGGCCCAGACAUUGACGUAAACCUGCCGAAAGCUGAUGUUGACAUCAAAGGACAUGAAUUUGACAUCAACAUGCCUGAUAUUGACAUUGAGAGACCAGAAGGAAAAAUCAAGGGUCCCAAGUUCAAAAUGCCUUCCAUUUCUGGUCCAAAGAUAUCUAUGCCAGAUGUAGACUUUAACCAAAAAGGCCCUAAAAUUAAGAGUGAUUUGGAUGUUUCUGGUCUGAAUAUUGCAGGAGACAUUAAGGCUCCUAAAGUAGACAUUGAAGGUCCUGAAUUUAACAUUGAGGGUACUGAAGGCAGUUUGAAGAUGCCAAAAAUGAAAAUGCCAUCCUUCGGAGUCAAGGGGCAUAAGUUGGAGGGACCAGACAUUGAUGCUAACCUGCCGAAAACUGAUGUUGACAUUAAAGGACCUGAAUUUGACAUCAGAAUGCCUGGUCUUGACAUUGAGAGACCAGAAGGAAAAAUCAAGGGUCCCAAGUUCAAAAUGCCUUCCAUUUCUGGUCCAAAUAUUUCUAUGCCAGAUGUAAACCUAAAUCUUAAAGGCUCCAAAGUCAAGCGAGAUAUGGAUUUUUCUGUACCAAAGAUAGAAGGGGAGAUUAAGGCUCCAAAAGUAGACAUUGAAGGUCCUGAUGUUAAUAUAGAGGGUCCUGAAGGUGGCUUCAAGAUGCCUGAAAUCAAAAUGCCAUCAUUUGGACUCAAAGGUCCUAGGGUGGAGGGCCCAGAUAUUGACCUAAACCUGCCAAAAGCUGAUGUUGACAUCAAAACGCCUGAUCUUAACAUUGAGGGACCAGAGGGAAAAAUCAAGGAUCCCAAGUUCAAAAUGCCUUCUAUAUCCGGUCCAAAGAUCUCUAUGCCGGAUAUAGACUUUAACUUAAAAAGCCCUAAAAUUAAGGGUGAUAUGGAUGUUUCUGGUCUGAAGAUUGCAGGAGACAUUAAGGCUCCAAAAGUAGACAUUGAAGGUCCUGAUUUUAACAUUGAGGGCCCAGAAGCUGGCUUGAAAAUGCCUAAAAUAACAACGCCAUCCUUUGUACUCAAGGGUCCUAAGGUGGAGGGCCCAGAGGUUGAUUUAAACAUGCCUAAAGCUGAUGUUGACAUCAAAGGAACUAAAAUUGACAUCAAGACUUCUGAUCUUGACAUUGAGAGACCGGAGGGCAAUUUAAAACCUGUUAAGUUCCCAAAAUUCAAAAGUCCCAGCUUUGGAAUAAAGCCUUCAGGUGGCAGUCUUUCAAUACCUGAAAAAGAUAUGGAGGGAACCUUUAAUGUCAAAAGCCCUGAUGUCAGUACAAAUGUACCAGAAACAAAUGUCAAAGUGCAAAAAACAAAAAAAUCUUCAUUUACUUUUGGAGGUAAGAGCCCAAAAUUAGCUGUAGAUAUUCCAGAUGCUAGUAGUAGCUUAGAUGGAGAUGUAAGCAUAGACGUAAAAGGAAAGAAUAGUAAAUUCAAACUGGCUGAAUUAAAAGGGAAGUCAAAAACUUUUGACUUUGAUAUGAAAACCGAAAAUGUUAAGUUGCAGACAAAUGAACCUGACUUGCGAUUUAAGUCAACCAAAGUAAAGAAACAUCCUUUUGGAAAGCUAUAUUUCCCUGAUUUGGAAUUGGACAUGAAAUCUCCAAAAGUUAAAGGUAGUUCUUCAGUGUCUGGAACUAUUAAAUCAUCAAAUGUUGAUUUGCCAUCUGCAAGCCUUAAAACUGAUAUUCAUAGAGUUGACAUUCUGACCCCAGCUACUAGUUUGGAGAGUCCCGAUAUCAGAGCAAAAGGAGGGAAAUUCAAAAUGCCAAAAUUCAGCAUCUCAAGAUCUAAAUCAAAAACUUCUGAUCUGGAAGUUAGCAGUGCAUUGUUAGAUACACCAGAAAAGGGUGUCAACUUGAGUGCCCCAGAUAUCAGUGUGGUGGGAUCCAGCAUUAAUGGAAAGGGUAGUACUAAAAUUGAUGAAGAACGAACACAGGAUGUUGAGUUUACAAUGCCAUCUGUCCAUGGAGGUGCCUUAGAUGCUGAUUUAAGAUCAGACGAAUCAGUGUCUGGUGUGAUGGAGUAUCAAGAAGGUAAUGUAACAUUUCCUAAAAUCAAAGUACCAAAGUUUGGUGAUGCACUGCCUAAAGUGGAAGAAAAAGAGUUGAGAGUAAAUGUUGGUUCAGGAAAAUUGGAUGCUAGUGGUAAAGCUAGUUCCCAGAGUCUGGAAAUGCACAAAAUAGAUGUGAAAAACAGUGCUGGAAAAGUGAAAGUCAAGAUGCCAAAUCUGUUUGGCAAAUCUAAAUUGGAAUGUGGAAGUGAAGCUGAUCUUGCUGUUCAAGGAGAAGACACUGAUGUUACCACUAAAGGUUGUGCAAAGGUGUCUAAAGAAUUGAGUCUUAGUUAUGGGGAAUUGACAAGUGGCAAGAUGGAAGUACAGGGAAGUUCUGGAUUAAAAGUUUCACCAAAAAGUAAAUCUGCCUCCCUUGAUUUCUUCCAAAAAUCACGACAUCACUCAUCCUCAAUGAGAGAUGGAGGUUUAGUUUCUCCUGUUUCUACUGAAGGGAAUUUACAAGCAGAGGGUGGUAACAUUUCAGCAGAUGUUGGAGAAACAAAGGUUAAAGCCAAAAAAGGAAAGAUGAAUUUUGGAGGGUUUGGUUCAAAAAGUAAGGGUUCAUAUGAAGUGACUCUUGGAGAGGAAAGUGAGACUAGGAUUGCAGGUGCUGGUGGAGUUGUUCAGCCUUCAAAGAAGUCCAGAAUGGCAUCAUCCUCUAGCAGUGAUAGUGUUUCAAAAGGUAGUUUUCGGUUUCCAAAGCUCGAAAUUGCAGUUUCACCUAAGAAAUAAUUAUUUGUCACACCUGCAUUUAAGCAGUAGUGCACAGUCAUACAGACUUAUAUGUUUAAUUUACACAAAUGUUCUUUACAGGCAUUGGUGUCGUGUUUUUAUUUUUUUAAUCACUAGUUACCUGUAAAUAAAAUAAAUCUAUAUUGUAAUUUUAAAUGUUACUUUUUGUAGAUAGAAACAAAUCCAAUCCAACAAUGUAUGUUGUUAAAAUUUUAUCAAAACUAUCUAGCUUUGAUGCAUUUUCAUCUGAUGACUUGUUAUAUUUUUAUACCUUUGAAAGGUUUUGGGAAAUGUGUUUGAAAUAUUCUAAAAAUUGUCUGGACACGUUUAAAUACACAAGACUGUUUUUAGAUAUAUUUGAAUGGAUGUUAUGACUUAAAAGCUUCAGUUAUAUAAUCAUUGCUGUUAUCAUAUUUACUCAUCACAGUUGAAUAAUGAAUUUCAAUAGUGAUAGACCAGAUACCAUUAAUAAGAAACCAUUAAUAAGCACAAUGACAUUUAAGGGCUGUACAAAUUGUAAAUAAAUGGAUUUAAUUUAGAUGGGAUUACUUUGUGUCCCAAAUAAUACCACAGUUCAAAUAGUCUAUUGUAAUGGAUUUUACACAGAGAUUAUAAUCGUCUAAAGUAUUUAUGUCUAAAACUGUCUUUUUCAAUUGUGCAUUUUUAAGAGAUUCUCAUUUAAUCAGUCAAUCAACACCAGGGAGCAGCUGGCAAAUCUGUGACUUUCUAUGAUUUAAAUGUUAUCUAAGGCAUUUUUCUUUCUUUCUUAGUUAUGUCUUCCUCUCAUUACAUUUCAGUGUAUGAAAUGUUGUGCUGCAAUGUGGAAAAACAUAAAAUGUGCAUUGCCAUUGUAAAUAAUGGGACAUUUAGUCUGCAAAGUUUCUGACUUUUUUAAUGUUUUUUUUUUUCUCUUGUGUCAGUUGUAAAACAAUUAAUAAAGUGUUCAGCUAUCAGUACAA